This is a messenger RNA of Vitis riparia (riverbank grape), 2975 nucleotides long. Its product is annotated as disease resistance protein At4g27190-like. The transcript has 2 exons. Bases 57 to 2975 code for a protein of 972 amino acids. The record is from RefSeq and is a predicted model, not a curated record. Lineage: Eukaryota; Viridiplantae; Streptophyta; Magnoliopsida; Vitales; Vitaceae. Gene Ontology annotation, molecular function: ADP binding; ATP hydrolysis activity.
GCCUUGGAGUUUGGCUUUCUUAUCACAUCUCUUUGGUUCUAUUUCUUCAAUCAGGGAUGGCCGAAUUCUUAGGGCCUGUGUGUUUGGAGAUGUACAAAGAUUUGAAAGGCUUAUUCAGACGUCAUGCUGCUCUCCGAGUUGAUUAUGCUAUGACGCUUCAAGAGAAACACAAAAAUUUAAUGGAGGAAGUAAAGAAGCUGAGAGCAAGGAAAGACGACAUAGUAAAAAAUUCACAGAAAGAUGAGGGAGCGUCAAAUGAAUGCAAAAAUUGGAUUGGUCGCGUUAAGGUUGUGGAAAAAGAGGUGAGAGAACUAGAAGUAAAGUAUAACAAUGAAGGGAAGCAUUCAUGCAGAUGGGUUCACUGUUGCUCACGAUAUGAGCUUAGCAAAGACAUGGUAGAGAAAACCAAGAAAGUUGAAAUUCUUUUCGAAGAGGGAGAGAGGUGGAUAGAGGGAACUUCUGUUGACAAACCACUCAAGCUUAUGAGGAGAAAACCUCCGCUUGAUUCGGAAUAUAUGCUACCAGUUCACAAAGUUACUGAGGAAAAACUAGUUUCUUUUCUAAGAGAUGAAAAAAUAAGAAGAAUUGGAGUGUGGGGAAUUGCAGGAAGCGGGAAAACUACAAUAAUGAAUAACUUGAUGAGUAAUGAAGACUCCACUAGCAUGUUUGAGACCGUCAUUUUGGUCACCGUCUUGGACUAUUGGGGCGUGAAGGAGUUGCAAGAUGAUAUCAUGCGACAGCUAAAACUGGAUAUGGAAGGCAGUGCAGACAUGGUGGAAAAAUCUGCAAGGAUAUUGAAAGAGUUACAGACAAAGAAGUGUCUGAUUCUCCUUGACAACUUUGAGAGAGAGUUCGAGCUUGAUGAAAUAUUGGGAAUCCACGACAACCAGCACAGCAGUAAAGUAGUGUUAGUAAGCAGAUCUCGUGACAUCUGCAUUGAGAUGAAAGCUGGCGACUUAAUCCAUGUGGAGCGCUUGUCACCUGAUGAUGCUUGGAUCAUGUUCAAGGAAAUAGUGGGCGGUGUCAUUGAUCAGUUCCCCAGAAUCGAAGAGGUAGCUCGGUUGGUAGCUAAAGAGUGUGAUGGCCUGCCGCUCCUGAUAGACACAGUAGCGAGAAACCUCAGAAACGAUAGGGAUUAUAGUCAUUGGAAGAGUGAAUUGAAACAGUUGCGGACAUGGAAGAAUCUUCAAGGCAUGGAUGAAGUGCUUCAAUCCCUGGAGUGCUGUUACAAUCGUUUGGAUGAUGCCACAAAGGAUUGCUUCUUGUACGGGGCAUUAUAUCCUGAAGAAUGUAAGAUUUACGUAGAUCACUUGCUAGAGUGUUGGAUAUCUGAAGGUUUUAUUCAUGAUACGAGUAGUUUUAGAGAUGCUCAUGAUGCGGGGCAUUCGAUAUUGCGUGAUCUUAUCAAUGUAUCAUUCCUAGUGAGAACUGAGAACAGUAAGUACGUGAAGAUGAACAAAUGGCCUCGGACUAUGGCCCUUAAGAUCUCCUCACAAAAUAAUCAUUACAAACUUUUGGUGAAGCCAUCUGAUAGAUUACAGUAUUCCCCACAGAAUAAAGAAUGGCAUGAAGCAAGUCGCAUCUCUUUGAUGGAUAGCCAGCUGAAAAAGUUACCGGGGACCCUGGAUUGUGCCAACCUCCUGACACUGUUUCUCCAGAGGAAUAAGGACUUGCUUGAUAUUCCUAAGAUGUUCCUCGAAUCUAUGCGCUCUCUACAAGUUGUAGACUUGUACGGCACUGGGAUUGCAUCACUGCCUUCUUCUUUAUCCAAGUUGGUUUGCCUGAAAGCCCUUUAUUUAAAUUCUUGCUUCAAGUUGAUGAAACUACCAUCUGGUGUGAAAGCGCUUAAGUGUCUUGAGGUGCUUGACAUUCGAGGGACUAAGCUUGAUUUACUUCAAGUUAGAAGUUUAAUAUGGUUGAGGUGCCUGCGAAUAUCAUUUUCUAAUUUGCCCAAGGUAAACCACAGGAAAGGGACAGUUUCAGGUUUUUGUUCAUUAGAAGAAUUCAGUAUUUGCAUUGAUUCAUCUCAACAAUGGAUCGACAAUAUUGCAGAGGCAACCACCAGGGAGGUAGCCACCUUGAAAAAACUGACUUCUCUCCAGUUUUGCUUUCCUAAUCUGGACUGUCUUAAACUGUUUGUUGAGAGAAGCCCGGUGUGGAAGGACAAUUCAUCUUUCACAUUUCAAUUUACUGUUGGCUGCCAAGAUUCUGCCCAUUCUCCAAUUCUCGAGUCGGUUGACUAUCCCAUCCACAAUAGCUUGAAAUUGGUUGAUAAUGAAGGCACUGAUGAAGUGUUUGGAAAGGUGCUCAAGGAAACUGAUGUAUUUGGAUUAAUCAAACACAAGCAAGUUUACAGCCUAUCAGAUUUUGACACCGGCAACAUGGAAAAAAUGUUAGUUUGCUUGAUUGAAGGGUGUGAUGACAUUGAGGUCAUUAUCCGUAGUACUGGAAAAAGAGAAGCGGUGCUAAGAGUCUUGAAAGAUUUGUACUUAAGGAAUCUCCUAAAUUUGGUACGCAUUUGGCAAGGGCAUGUUCCUGAUGGAAGUCUGGCUCAGCUAACCACUCUAAUAUUUAGUAAAUGCCCAAAUUUGAAGAACAUAUUCUCCAAGGGUCUGAUUCAGCAACUCCAUGGCCUGCAAUACUUGAAAGUUGAAGAAUGUCAUCAAAUUGAAGAGAUAAUUAUGAAAUCUGAGAACCGAGGAUUAAUAGGCAAUGCCCUUCCAAGUCUGAAGAACCUAGAACUUGUUCAUCUUCCCCGGCUCAGAAGCAUUUUAGAUGAUUCAUUCAAGUGGGACUGGCCAUCUUUAGACAAGAUUAAAAUAUCUAUGUGUGACGAGUUGACGAGGUUGCCUUUCAGGGACCAAAGUGCAACCAAAUUGAGACGUAUUGAAGGGCAAAAAUCAUGGUGGGAGGCACUAGAAUGGGAAGACCAAGCCUACAAACAGAGAUUGUAUUUGCUUUUUCAUCCUCUAUAA